This is a messenger RNA of Strongylus vulgaris, 795 nucleotides long. The record is from the annotation of a GenBank genome assembly. NCBI's taxonomy places the organism in Eukaryota, Metazoa, Nematoda, Chromadorea, Rhabditida, Strongylidae.
AUGGGUGACAAACAGUCGCUGCUCGACAUGGAAAGGGAAGCCAAUGGAUUACGGCGAACGGCUUUCUUCGGCGUCGCCAUCUCAACAAUGGCCACGUUGGUGUGUAUUGUAUCGGUACCGAUGCUGUACAACUACAUGCAACACAUGCACACAAUCAUGCAAAGCGAGAUUAAUUUUUGUAAAAUGCGUACUGGGAACAUUUGGAAGGAAGUUACGCGGACGCAGGUUGAUUUGUCAGUGUUCUGCUCUGGAGUUCUUGCUCAAGUUUAUCCAUCCCAAAACGCACUGUCAUCUCGGGCUACUCGGCAAGCAGGCUACGGCCCUAAUGCAGCAGCUGUAGAAUCCGCAAGUCCAUUUGGGGUCUGCUGUGGUUGCGGUGUAAGUCCACAAGGCCCACCCGGUCUCCCUGGACCAGAUGGAAUGGAAGGGGAAGAUGGACCUGCAGGACUACCCGGAAGAGAUGGGCCUGACGCGCCGCCUCCAAUACCACAAAAAGAACCGGAAUGGUGCUUUGACUGUGCGGAAGCUCCUGCAGGGCCUCCUGGCAGGCCUGGACCUAAAGGGCCUCGUGGUGGUCCAGGUGCUCCUGGAAAUGAUGGAGUCAGUGGGAAUCGAGGACCUCCGGGACCUGUAGGACCGGUAGGGCCAGCAGGGGAGCCAGGCCAGCCAGGUCAGCCCGGAGCUCGAGGAGUGCCCGGAAAACUUAACGAAGUUCCCGGACCUGAUGGACCACCAGGACCUCCAGGACCUCAAGGGCCUCCAGGAGAAGACGGUAAAAACAUCAUCAAUAUAUGA